Messenger RNA from Camellia sinensis, 1653 nucleotides. NCBI's taxonomy places the organism in Eukaryota, Viridiplantae, Streptophyta, Magnoliopsida, Ericales, Theaceae. The record is from RefSeq and is a predicted model, not a curated record.
AUGGGUCUUUCUCACAUACUUAGUCGUGUGUUAUUUCUUACUGAUACCUGUGCCGUUAUGCAGAUGGACGCCCUUUUGAUGCUUCUUUGUUCUUACCGAUCCAUGAAUGUCGCAUAUAAUCUGCAAUCGUCAAACACAUUUGCUGAGAUUGUUGAUUAUGUUUGUUCGAAGUUUUCCGGACUCCUGCCGGGAAAUUUCCAGUUGUUCUAUAAGAUUCCCGGCUAUAACAACUUCUCCUUACAGAAUGAUGUCGACCUGAAGAAUAUGGUUUGCCUUGCGCGCUCGUUCCAGUUGCAGUUAAUUGACGUGGUCAUUGAACAGCAUCCUCGUCGGGAUGAUAACAUUCCUGCCAUUGACCCAAUGAUAAUCCAAGAUCAAGGCACAACGGGGGAUGCACUACUUAAUGAUUUCGGAAUGGAUGAUGAAACCGACCUGCUGCAAUCAUUUUGUCCCCACAAGGAGAAAGUCUUCCUUUCCGCUCCAUGGACAAAAGGUUUUACCCACAUUGGACAACAUUUCGAAGAUGGGGCUUUUGAAUUUCGCAAUGUACUACGGAAAUACGCCGUUGAAUGUGGGUUCCAGAUCAAAUUUCUGAAGAACGACUCCGUUCGGGUAACGGCUAUAUGUGCUAUGAACGAAUCGAAGUCUUGCACGUGGUCUGUGCACGGACGGAAAUUGGAGGCAAACGGAUUUUUCUACUUACGAAAAUGGAACAGUGAACACAUUUGUGGCGUGGCUGUGCGUACGUCCACACACCCACUUGUUGGGUCUGAUCUUGUGGCCGACAUUGUAUCUGAACGUGUGCGUGAUAGACCACUAACCCGUCCGACCGAAGUGAUAUUGGACUUGAAACAAGAUUACGGGCUCGAUAUAAGUUACCGGGUGGCCUGGCUCGGUGUUGAAAAAGCGAGGGGAGAAUUGUUCGGUGCACAUUCCAUUUCGUUUGACCAGUUACGUUGGUAUAGCAACGCAGUAUUGGAACACAACCCCGGGACCUACAUUAACAUCGAAUACGAUGAUCACACCCAACAGUUCAGACGCUAUUUCAUUUCAUUCAAAGCAUGCAUCGACGGGUUCCACCAUUGCCGCCCUUUGCUUUUCCUAGACGCCACGUUCCUCAAAGGCCGCUUCAAAGGUUUUCUACUUGCGGCCACUGCAAAAGACGGCAACCAAGGUUUGUUCCCGCUAUCAUAUGCGGUGGUGGAUUCCGAAAACACCUCAAACUGGUCUUGGUUUCUUCAUCAUCUCGCGCAGGUGGUUCAUGGUGACAGACCUCUAACAUUCGUAUCGGAUCGGAACCUUGGUUUGCUUGAGGCAAUGCCCACCGUAUUUCCGAAUGCAGAACAUGCAUUCUGUCUACAACAUUUGCAGAGGAACUUAAGGGACAGGUUGCGUUACACAAACAGUAUGCAUCGGGCAGGUUUGGUUAGCAAAUUACGACAUUGCGCAUACGCACCAACUGUUACCGCUUUUAACCACAGAGUAGAACAAUUCCAAAAAUCGGGCAGGGGGCGACGUUACGGCGAAAUGUGCUCAAAUGCUGCAGAAUCAUUCAACUCAUGGGUCCGUGAGGCCCGUAACCUCCCAAUCACAAGAAUGGUUGACAGCAUACGGACCAAAUUGAUGCGACAAAUGCCCAUCGGUCACUGUUGA